This is a messenger RNA of Tricharina praecox, 1895 nucleotides long. RefSeq names its product carboxyl transferase. The record is from RefSeq and is a predicted model, not a curated record. The transcript has 5 exons. Bases 99 to 1745 code for a protein of 548 amino acids. NCBI's taxonomy places the organism in Eukaryota, Fungi, Ascomycota, Pezizomycetes, Pezizales, Pyronemataceae. Gene Ontology annotation, molecular function: propionyl-CoA carboxylase activity.
GGACCGCCUUCCACAACCGGGGGAUAUCCAAUGAGUACAACAUGCGGCCGUCCAAUCUUCCUCCCUGACACUCCCUACACACGCCUCCACGCAUCAAAAUGGCACCAUCAACGCCCAAGCGGCGUCUCUCGCAAGUAUCCGCGCACCUCGCUCCGCCCAAGGACUGGUCCGACAUCAGCGGGCACAUGAGUGCGCUGCACACGAUCGCGCAAACCGCGCCGACGAAAAAUCCCGGCUACGUCCGGCAGAAGACGCGUGGAAAGCUGUGGGUACGCGAGCGCAUCGAACAGCUGCUCGACAAAGAUAGCUUCCGCGAGAUUGGCGCGCUCGCGGGAUCUGUGAAGUGGGGGGACAAUGGCGAGGUGAAGGGAUUCACUCCAAGCAAUAAUGUUCAGGGCGCGGGAAAGGUGGAGGGCAGGAAGGUGCUCGUUACUGCAGACGAUUAUAGCGUUAGAGCGGGACAUGCGGACGGGGCUCUCAUGGAGAAGACGAUAUAUGUCGAGAAGAUGGCGCUGGAGAUGGGAUUGCCGAUUAUCAAAUUGGUGGAUGGAUCCAGUGGUGGAGGGUCGGUCACCACUACCAAAACGACUGGAUACACUCACCUUCCCGCACUAUUUCCCUUCUUCAGCCCGGUGGUCAAGCAACUCGACGCCGGAAUUCCGAACAUUGCAGCACUCUUGGGGCCCUCGGUAGGCCUCGGUGCCGGAAGAGCCAGUAUAUGCCAUUUCUCCGUUUGCGCUGCAGACGUAGGCUUCCUUUUCGCUGCCGGUCCCAAAGUGGUCGAAGGUGCCACCUUCGAGCAGGACCUUUCCUUCGCGGAUCUGGGCGGCGCCCACUUACACUGCUCAAACGGGACGAUCGAUAACCUAGCCGCAUCUGAAACCGAGUGCUUCCAACAAAUCCGGCGUUUCCUCUCCUACGUGCCAUCCAAUGGCACGCGCCAACUGCCACCCACCCACCCGUGCACCGACGAGCCCACACGCAAAUCCCCCUCGCUGAACACCCUCGUCCCGCGGCGCUCCGCACGCACAUUCUCGAUGCACACAGCGAUCAGCAAUCUCGUCGACAGCAGCAGCUUCUUCGAGAUCGGCGCGCUCUGGGGCACGACAGCAAUCGUCGGGCUCGCGCGUAUCUCGGGGUGUCCCAUCGGGCUCAUCACCUCGAACGGGCAAGUAAACGCCGGGGCGCUCGACGCCGCGGGCUGCCAAAAGAUCUCGAAGCACCUGCGUCUGUGCGACGUGUUCAACCUGCCAAUCAUCCAGCUGAUCGACUGUCCCGGCUUCGCGGUCGGCACGGCCGCUGAAAAGGCCGGCACCAUGAGGUGGGGCGUCGAGAUGGCAAAGACUUACUACUCCACGUCAGUUCCGGUAUUCUCCGUCAUUGUAAGGAGAUGCUACGGCGUCGCGGGAGGCGUCAUGUGUGAUUCCCGCCCGGUGCGCAGACGCCUCGCCUGGCCGAGCGCCGAGUGGGGGAGUCUGCCGCUUGAUGGCGGGAUUGAGGUGGCGCACAAGAAGGAGCUGGACGCAGCGGGGGAUCGCGACGAGGCCCUGAGGAGGCUGAGGAAGGUUUAUGAUGCCCUCGGGAAUCCGGUCAGGAGUGCGAAUACGUUUAAUGUCGAGGAGAUGUGUGUCCCGCAGGAUACGAGGGGGUAUCUGGCCGAGUGGGUUACGGAGGUUUAUGAGAGCGUGUUGAUGGAGAGGUUGGAGGAUAGAAGGGCCGGGAAAAUGAGGGUUAGCUUUAGGUAGUACCGUAUAACCAGGUUGGAUAACUUUUCUUCACAUAUCUACAUCUUCUCGCUGUUGGCUGUUGGCAUGGCGUGUGUAUCACUGUGUUCAUCCCCUUAAGAGAUGGCGCGGAAAAGUCUCAUGGACACAGGACGAAAUGAUGAUCCCCAU